GAAAGGACUUUUGACAAAGUUGGUGGCUAGUAUAUCAAAUAGACCUUCAGUUUGCUAUCUUUCAUUGCACUCUGGGAUUAAAGAAACUCAACCGCUGUGUUCAAAUCCAUCCCACAUUCCUGGCAUCUACAUUCCUAGUGUGUUUAUCACAAAUAUAGAAUUCAAGUACAAGGAUCAAUUUUCAAUCGCUGCUGCAGCGCCAUCAAAUAAACCAAAACAAAGAGUGAUUUUUUUAUUCCCAAAAUUCCAUCAAAUAAGAGACAGAAAAUGGGAAGCUCGGUUGACGUGCUCUCCAUCUUGAACGAUCCAGUUCAAUUGAAAUCUUUAUUAAACGAUGAAUCUGAAUUGGAAUCAUUUCGUCAAGCUGCUAUAACUAAGCUAACUACUCAACAACAACAAUUAGAUAAACAUGAAGAAACCACACAAAGAUCAAGACAAGCCCUAACUGAAAUUGGCAACGUAUUGAUCGCUGUUGCAAUGGGUGAUGUUACUAAAAAAGUGGAUAUUAAAGAUGAACCAGAUCCAGAAAUCUUAAAAGUUAAGAUAACGAUAAAUACAAUGGUUGAUCAAUUAAACACUUUCUCUGCUGAGGUGGUUAAAAUUGCUACUGAAGUGGCUCAUGGUGAAUUAGGUGGUCAAGUUAAAAGUGCUGGAACUGUUGGUAUUUGGAGAGUCUUGUCUGAUAAUUUAAAUGUUAUGGCCCUAAAUUUAACUAACCAAGUUAGAGAAAUUGCAGAUGUUGUUAGAGCUGUUGCUGGAGGUGAUUUAUCAAGAAAAAUUAAUGUUCAUGCUCAAGGUGAAAUUUUGGAAUUACAAGAAAUUAUUAAUACUAUGGUUGAUCAAUUGAAAACUUUUGCAUUUGAAGUUACUAGAGUCUCAAGAGAAACUGGUGUCGAAGGUCGAUUGGGUGGUCAAGCUAUAGUUGUUGGUGCUAAAGGUAUAUGGAAAGAAUUAACUGAUAAUGUGAACGCCAUGGCUACAAAUUUAACAAAUCAAGUUCGAAAUAUUGCAAAUGUUACAACUGCUGUCGCCAAAGGUGACUUAUCUAAAAAAGUUACUGCUGAUUGUAAAGGUGAAAUUCUGGAUUUGAAAUCAACAAUCAAUCAAAUGGUGGAUUCUUUACAAACUUUUGCUAUGGAAGUUACAAGUUUGGCUACUGAUGUUGGUAUAAAGGGUAUAUUGGGUGGUCAAGCUGUUGUUAAUGGUGUUGAGGGGGCUUGGAAAGAUUUAACAGAUAAUGUCAAUGCAAUGGCUACUAACCUAACAAAUCAAGUUAGAUCUAUAGCUGCUGUUACCACUGCUGUUGCUCAUGGUGAUUUGUCUCAAAAGAUUGAUGUUGUUGCACAAGGUGAAAUUUUAGAAUUGAAAUCCACUAUCAAUAAGAUGGUUGACUCUUUACAAGUUUUCGUUAGUGAAGUGACAAGAGUUGCUAAAGAUGUCGGUAUAGAUGGUAAAUUGGGUGUUCAAGCUCAAGUUAGUGAUGUCGAUGGGUUAUGGAAAGAAAUUAUUACAAACGUUAAUGUAAUGGCUGCUAAUCUAACUUCUCAAGUCAGAGCUUUUGCUCAAAUUACUGCAGCUGCCACUGAUGGUGAUUUUACAAAAUUCAUUACUGUGGAAGCAAGUGGUGAAAUGGAUACUCUAAAGACUAAGAUUAAUCAAAUGGUUUUCAAUUUAAGAGAAUCAAUUAAAAGAAACACUGCAGCAAGAGAAGCUGCUGAAUUGGCAAAUAGUGCAAAAUCAGAAUUCUUGGGUAUUUUCUCUCAUGAAUUAAGAACUCCAUUCAAUGGUAUUUUGAAUUACACUCAAUUGACACUAGAUACCGAAUUAACUCAAUAUCAAAGAGAAAUGUUAUCAACGGUUCAUAACUUGGCAAAUUCAUUAUUAACAAUCAUUGAUGAUAUACUGGAUAUUUCCAAAAUUGAAGCAAAUAGAAUGACAAUUGAAGAAGCUGAAUUUUCAUUAAGAGGCACUGUUUUCGGUGCAUUGAAAACUUUAGCUGUUAAAUCCAUUGAAAGGCCAUUAGAAUUGAUUUAUGAAGUUGAUAGUUCAUUCCCAGACUCGUUAAUUGGUGAUUCUUUCAGAUUAAGACAAGUUAUUUUAAACUUGGUUGGUAAUGCCAUCAAAUUCACUUCAAAAGGUCAUGUUAAAUUGAGUGUCAAGAAGGCUACUGAACCUUUAGAAACUCAAAUUUCCAAAACAAUUGAAAAUAAUAAUUAUGUUAUUGGUACUAAUAGUAAUAAGCUAUUAAAUGAUUCAGAACCUUUGAUCAAAAAAGAUAGUUCAUUAGCUUUAGAAUUCUGUGUUUCUGAUACAGGUAUUGGUAUUAAAAAGGAAAAAUUGGAUUUGAUUUUUGAAACUUUUACUCAAGCUGAUGGUUCGACAACAAGAAAAUUCGGUGGUACUGGAUUAGGUUUAUCAAUUUCUAAAAAAUUGAUUCAUUUAAUGGGUGGUGAAAUUUGGGUUACAUCUGCUUUUAAAGAAGGUUCUAAAUUUUAUUUCACUAUUGCAACUUCACCAGCUAAGGCUGAGUUAAGUAAACAAUCAGAUGCUCUAUUGACUUUCAAUUUACAUCAAAUUUUAUUCAUUUCCACAAUUUAUUCAAAAGAAGAAACUGAAAAAGUUAGAAAAGAUUUGGUUGAUUUGAAUUUAAGACCUACAGUGGUUCAUGACAUUGCAGAAGUUAGCUCAGAAGAACAAUCUAAAUUUGAUGUUAUCAUAAUUGAUUCAUUAGAGAUUGGUAAGUCCCUAAGAGAAUUACCAGAAAUCAAAUACAUUCCAUUUGUUUUACUAAAUCCAAUGAUUCCAAAAUUGAACAUGAAAGUUUGUCUAGAUCUUGGUAUUCAAUCUUAUGGUAACACACCAUGUUCGUUAAUAGAUUUAGCAGGUUACUUGAAACCUGCACUAGAAUCAAGAGUCGUUCCAAGUGACGAUAACACACCACAAUCAUAUGUCAUCUUGUUAGCUGAAGAUAAUUUGGUGAACCAAAAAUUAGCUGUUCGUAUUCUAGAAAAAUAUGGUCAUGAAGUACAUGUGGUACAAAAUGGUUUAGAAGCUUUUGAAGAAGUUAAAAACAAACGUUAUGAUGUCGUCCUAAUGGAUGUUCAAAUGCCAAUUAUGGGUGGGUUUGAAGCUACUGAAAAAAUUAGAAAGUGGGAAAAAGAAGUUAAUCCAAUGGAUCCAUUUAGUGUUAGAGUUCCAAUCAUUGCAUUGACUGCACAUGCUAUGUUGGGUGAUCGUGAAAGAUGUUUACAAAAUCAAAUGGAUGAAUAUAUUUCAAAACCAUUGAAACCUAAUUUAUUAAUUCAAACAAUUGCAAAGACAAUUCAUCAUAUUAAUAAAUUAAAGGAAUUGAGUGCUUCAAAUCCAACUAAAUUUCAAUCUUUAACAAAAGAACUUUGAAUUGAUAGAUAAUGCCUUUGAAUUGUUUGUGUUUUUUUUUUCAUUUCUGUUACUUGUUUUCCCUUUCGUGAUUGUUAGUUUUUGUUUGUUUAAUUAUUGAGCUUCUUUUUUAGUUAUGAUUGUUAUCGGUUAUAAUGGAAUAUCUAGAUAUUCUUCUUUGUAUAUUAAUAAUAGGAC
Messenger RNA from Hansenula anomala, 3576 nucleotides. RefSeq lists its product as uncharacterized. Gene Ontology annotation, molecular function: phosphorelay sensor kinase activity. Bases 268 to 3399 code for a protein of 1043 amino acids. NCBI's taxonomy places the organism in Eukaryota, Fungi, Ascomycota, Saccharomycetes, Phaffomycetales, Wickerhamomycetaceae. The transcript has a single exon. Gene Ontology annotation, cellular component: membrane. The record is from RefSeq and is a predicted model, not a curated record. Gene Ontology annotation, biological process: cellular hyperosmotic response; phosphorelay signal transduction system; phosphorylation.